GGCGUUCCAUGUGUGGUUCCUGGUGUUUGCAGUAGAUGCCCUCCCUGUGGCCCCGGGGGAAGGAAAACAGCUGUGAAUCCCAACCUGCCUCAUCUGGGUGGAGGCUAUGAGCACCGUUUGUUUGCAAAUGUGUUUGCAAUUGGAAGUUCAGGCUUCACCCGGGAUUGAAUCCUCGGACAGAGCAGGAGAGGCAAGGGGACACGGCUGUCUUGCAGAUCUUCAGGUAUGGGUCUCUGGCAGCUGCUCUUUACCCUAGCAUUGACAAGCUCAUACGAGGCCGUUUCUUGGAGCAGGGAUUCCGCCAACACACCUCAAUUCAUCAAGUGCCGUUCCCCGGAACUGGAGACCUUUUCAUGCCAUUGGACGGGUGGCGGAGCCCAGCCCGGUUUUAGGGAAUCAGGAGCCGUUCAGCUUUUAUACAAGAAAAGGAACGAAGAAUGGAAAGAAUGUCCCGAUUACGUCUCCGCUGGAGAAAACAGCUGUUAUUUCAAUAAAACCUACACGUCCGUCUGGAUCCCCUACUGCAUUCAGCUGACCGUGGCCGCUGGCUUAGUGGACGAAAGGUGUUUCACCGUUGACGAUAUCGUGCAGCCCGACCCCCCCGUGGGACUGAACUGGACGCUGCUGAAUGACAGCUUGACGGGGGUCCACGCGGACAUCCAGGUGCGCUGGGAGCCUCCGCCCAACGCCGACGUCCAGAAGGGAUGGAUCAUCCUAGAGUAUGAGCUGCAGUACAAGGAAGCCAACGAUUCCCACUGGAAACGGCUGGAGCCCGUCCGCACGACAUACAUCCCCUUGUAUUCCCUGAAGGUGGACAGAGAGUAUGAAAUUCGAGUCAGAUGUAGACAACGGACCUCUGAGAAAUAUGGGGAGUUCAGUGAGACCCUUUAUGUGGCUCUUCCCCAGAUGAGCUCACUUCUUUGUGAGGAAGAUAUCCAGUUCCCCUGGUUUUUGGUUAUCAUCUUGGGAAUAUUUGGGCUGACUGUGCUGUUUUUCAUACUCGUUUUUACUAAGCAGCAAAGGAUCAAGAUGUUGAUUCUCCCUCCGGUUCCGGUUCCCAAGAUUAAAGGGAUCGACCCAGAUUUCCUAAAGAAAGGGAAGCUGGAAGAGGUGAACACGAUUUUAGCCAGCCACGACAGCUACAAACCUGAAUUUUACAACGAUGACUCCUGGGUGGAAUUCAUCGAACUGGACAUCGACGACCCCGAAGAAAAGACCGAAGGAUCGGACACGGACAGACUGCUGAACGACGACCAUCUGAAGUCUCUCAACUGCCUCGGGGCCAAGGAUGACGACUCAGGACGAACUAGCUGUUAUGAGCCAGACAUUCUGGAGGUAGAUUUCGGUGCCAGUGACACGGGCGAUCUGUCCUCAGAGGCGGCCCAGAUGCCGAAAACCAAGGAGGAAGGGGAUCUCUUGUGCCUCGACCAGAAGACCGACGACGACGCGCCUUCCGUUUUGAGCACCCCGGACUCCCCGGAGCCCCGCGACCCCCUCUCACCGGUCAGUUCCAAGCCAAGACCACUUUUGAUCGACGGCGUCGAGUCGAAGAGCCCACCGGUCCACUCUCAGCUGAGCAACCACAGCUCACUGGCCAACAUCGACUUUUACGCCCAGGUAAGCGACAUCACUCCAGGAGGAAGCGUCGUCCUUUCUCCGGGGCCGAGAAACAAGGCGGGGCGAACGCGGUGUGAUGCGCUGCCAGAAUCCACCUCGCUCGGUAGACCCAACCCCACCACGGACAACGCCUACUUCUGCGAGGCGGACGUGAAAAAGUCCAUCGCCGCGGCCCCUCCCAAAGGGGCAGAGCCACCCGUGGCACCGAGGUGCCCUCAGGAGGAUGUGUAUUUCACCACAGAAAGCCUUACCACUACUUCUGUGAGCUCCGGAAUGCCAGCAGAAGCCUCAAACCCUGAGACGCCCGUUCCGGACUAUACCUCCAUUCACAUCAUUCAGUCACCGCAGGGCCUCGUGCUCAACGCCACUGCCCUGCCAGUCCCAAACAAAGAAUUUCUCACAUCGUGCGGCUACGUGAGCACAGACCAACUGAACAAAAUUCUGCCUUAGCCUCUUGUUUUCUCCGCGCAGACGUAUGUAGCUGCACAGUGUUGGCUUGGUCUCGUACCCAAACGACGCUUCAACCUUUGUUUUGUCUUUAUGUUUUGUGUGUGUGUGUGGUUCUUUAUGCUUUCUCCCGAAACAUUGAAACACGACGGAAUAUUAAUCCCACAAUUCCUCUUGUGCCCUGUAAAUAUUUUUAAGAGUCGUCUCCGAAGACUGUGUAGUAGCGGUGAUUGUCUUGUUAUCGUGGGUGUUGAUUUCGUGAUACUAAGCAUCGAAUGACAGUGUUUUUAAUGUACAGUAAAUCGUGCUUUUCGAAAAAGCUAAAAUCAGGGGGUUUUGCAGUUCAGGAGAAUCUAAUGCAAAUCGUACCGUUCGCUGAGGUUUUUUUUACCAGUAAUUGGAAAUUAAAGUUAAAUAGAGGUGGGGAAGCAAAAAGUAGUUUGGGUAAGUCAAACAUUUAUUUUAACAUACAAAUUAAUAAAGCUAUUUUAAUAUUCUAGACAUAAAGCAUGCCUGUUUUAUAUUACACUACACACUGUGUACUGUAUUUUGAUUACAAUGAUCCCUCUGAAGAAUGUAGUCGCUGUUGUGAGACUGACGCCGAUUUCUGCCUUAGUCACGGCGACACCAUAGAAAGCAAAAAAAUGAAUUAGUUUUUUACAGUGCCAUUUUUACACCUCCCAAAAUAUCCAGAGAAAGCUCGGAAGGGAUUUUAGUGACUUGCAUUCUUAGAUCACCAGACUUCUAAUGCUAGAUCCGUAAGUUCCAGUUUUGAAGCAAACGCAAGCUUUACUGAACACUUAUUCGAGGGUGGGGCGAGGGAAUCAAUCCUUCGCUGAAUUCAGGCUGUGCCAAUCCAUUUAGAUAGAAAAAGUAGCAGAAAUAAACACUACAGUCGGGGUGGUUUUGAAGUUCACAAAGGUAAUAAAAAUAAGCUCUGGACACUUGGUAGCAGUAUAUUUUCUUAUAGAAGCCGAGUCGCUCCAUUAUUUUCGUGGGCCGGUCAGGUCCCGAUAAAGCCUUUUGUAUGUUGAAACAGGAUGAAUGAAGUUAAUAGGGGACGGGAAAGGAGAGAGAUGCGGAUCAAGAGAUAUUCUUUCGUUUUCCAGCCUACACCAGACACAUACAGUCAAGCUAGCCUGUAACCCAUGUAAUCGGGACCAGUUUCAAGUCACCGAUGAUCCAAACACUCAUUUUAGGCAAAGACUCUGAGUUUCUCCCCAUCCAACUUUUACUGGAAGUUUACCGACUUCCAUCUCACAGGCCUCAGUUUUCCCCAGUCAAGAGAAAAUACCAGCAUAGGAAAAUGUCCGCAAACCAUAUUACAAGAGAGAGAAGUCAUACCUCAAGCUAAAAUGACCUACAUUCGUCAACCAAUGAGAAAAUGGGAAUGGCCUCGGCAAGAUUAACUUUACAGUAUUCAAUCAGUGGUAUUUAUUGAGCGCCUACUGUGUGCAGACACUGAACUAAGCACUUGGGAGAGUACAAUAUAAAAGAGUCGGUAGACACGUUCCCUGCCCAUAACGAGCUUACGUAAGGCCUAGAGACGAUAAACAGUUUUUGCCCGUGUAGCACAAACAUUUAUGGGCUACAAUCAGGGACUUAGGUUUCCCUUUAUCCUGAAGGAACAGUCAAUAGUGGAUUUGAGUUUUAGUAGUUCACCGUGUUCCUUUUCUGUAACUGUUUAUUAGACCUUCUGCUAACUUGCUGCUACAGUUUUCUAACGGCUGCGUUAUUUAGUUUCACGUAAAAUUUCAUAAGUGUAAAAUUAUUUCAGUUACAAGCUCUGUAUGUGUUUGGAAAAAGUCUCCUACUAUAUUACUACAGGCUGAAAAAGUUUCUAUAGCCAAAAAUAGUUAAAUACCUCAAUCAAUCUCAGAAUGUCAUUUUGGUACUUUACUGGUUACGCAAGCCAUUACUCAUCACUAUGAACAGUUGUGACUUUCGGUUUGUAUUUAACUUCCUUUAUGUCUGUGGAUUUUUUUCCUUUCAAAAUUUAAUAAAUUUAUUUUCUUGGA
Molecule: messenger RNA, 4082 nt
Organism: Tachyglossus aculeatus (Australian echidna)
Lineage: Eukaryota; Metazoa; Chordata; Mammalia; Monotremata; Tachyglossidae
Gene: GHR
Product: growth hormone receptor
Exons: 10
Coding region: 226-2067 (613 amino acids)
Biological process (GO): cytokine-mediated signaling pathway
Cellular component (GO): external side of plasma membrane; membrane
Molecular function (GO): protein binding; cytokine receptor activity
Source: RefSeq, a predicted model, not a curated record